AUGAAAAGUGAAAAAAAUGAAAAAAUAAUUGACUAUUUGUCAUGCCCUUUAGAUGAUGUAGUUGAUCGCGAAAAAAAAAGUGGAAAAAAUAGUUUUUUAAAACCUAAUAAUACAAAAAAAAAUGAAUUUAAUACAAAUUAUAUUAAAAAAAAAGAUUCAUUACAGGGUUCAAAUUACAGAGCAAGGAAAUCGAGAUAUGUAAAUAGAAAAGCAGGGAGUUACAAGAAAUAUUUUUUUAAUAAUAGAUUAAGUAACAAGAAAUAUAAUAAAUAUAAAAGUAGAAGUUUUUAUGGGGGAAGAGAUUAUUUUAAAAGUAGAAAUAAUAAUUACAGUUCUCAUGCUUUUGAUAAUUAUAAAAAUCCAUACAAUAAAAAAUUUGUGAAUAAUAGGAAUAAAAUAUCUAAUAAUAUAUAUAGGGGGAAUUUGACAAAAAAUAAAACAAGAAAAAUAUUUAAAAAAUCUCAACCUGCUAGAACUGUAAUUAGUAAAAGGUUAAAUAGUUAUAAAACAGUUCAAGUUCCUACCAAAAAAUUUAAUAAUUUAAAUAUAUCUCUAUAUCGUAAAAAUAGAACAUUUACUUUAAGUAAUAAGCGUCCUAAAACCAUUCCAGUAAAUAAAAAUAAAGUAAUUAGAAAAGGAACAAAAAAAAUUACUAACACAAGUAGUAGAAAAAAUUCGAAUGCGUCAAAAUUUAAACCACUAAAUAAAUAUUUUUUGUCUAAAAUUAAAAUUGUUACUUCUUUAAAUAAAAUACCAUCUCCCUUGAAGGAACAAAAAGAUACUGAAGUGAAUCUUCCUGAAUCUUUAAACAAUGCCAAUAUGAGAAAAGCAGAUUAA
Messenger RNA from Plasmodium gallinaceum, 837 nucleotides. Its product is annotated as conserved Plasmodium protein, unknown function. The transcript has a single exon. The record is from RefSeq and is a predicted model, not a curated record. NCBI's taxonomy places the organism in Eukaryota, Apicomplexa, Aconoidasida, Haemosporida, Plasmodiidae. Bases 1 to 837 code for a protein of 278 amino acids.